GUCCAACUAACAACAAUUUGCGAAAUAAGCCCGUGUAUCCCCAUUUGUGACUAGCUAGUGUACGAGAGUUUCUUCAUUCAGCUAUUGAGCUGCCAGAAAGAUAGUAAAUUAAGUUUCCUCAUUUCCGCAUCUUUGCAGAACAGGGACAUCACGAUUUGGUGCGGAGCAGGUAACUCAUGUCUCGAAGGCGUAACGCAAUUGUAGCUGCAGGAUUAAUAGCUUUUGCUGCAGCUGGCUUGGCGUUUCCUUUUUACAUGGCAUCCUCGUCAAAGAAGCAACCUGUCAUCGAUUCAUCAAAGCCCUUGCCACCCCAAGCUACCUUCCGAGGACCAUAUAUAAAUACUGGUUCACGCGAUGUUGGACCUGACGAUCACAUUUCUCCGAAGAAGUGAUCGUAAAAUGUGCUUAUAUUUUCUCCUUGAACCUCCCUUUUUUAUUUUUAUCAGAGUAGUAUCUAGAAUGUGAAUACAGUAGCUUGGAAACUUGUUUUUCAGACUGACAGGAAAUAUCAAAUUCCAAUCAAUUUAUUACUGCAUUGUAAUUCCAGUAUGAAAUUUUAAGCAUAAGUCAUUGUUUUUGGUGCUUAAUUAAGCAUGCAACAUUGGUAUGUCAAUUAUACACCGAGACAAUGUCAGAGUCUUAAUUCCAAUAAUACAAAUAUUGCAUAUUGCUAUAUUGAAUUGUUCUGUACACAUUAAAAUAAAAUGGAGAAAAAGAGAAGAGGAAAAGGAGGAAGGGGAGAUGGGAAAGAAAGAGAAAGCAAAAUGAAGGUUUGAGCCUUAAGCAAAUUCUACCUUGUGGGGUUAGGAACGACCCUGACUCAAUCCUUAUAUAAAUGUAGGAACUAUUUACUUCAGCGCUAAAAGAGUGAGUCCAUCACUGACUUGUACUCAACUUUAUUCGUUAACGUUUUGAUUUAAUCACGAAUUCAAUGUUUCAUCGAUGAUAAAUUUAGAGUGCUAAGAAUCUCCAAUAAAACUUUAUCCACAUUUUGUAAGUUUAUUGAGCUUAAAUGUACCUAAUUAAAUUCAAUUUAUUA
Amaranthus tricolor (Joseph's coat) is the source of this 1039-nucleotide messenger RNA. RefSeq lists its product as uncharacterized. The transcript has 3 exons. The record is from RefSeq and is a predicted model, not a curated record. Lineage: Eukaryota; Viridiplantae; Streptophyta; Magnoliopsida; Caryophyllales; Amaranthaceae. Bases 177 to 392 code for a protein of 71 amino acids.